Molecule: messenger RNA, 747 nt
Organism: Entrophospora candida
Lineage: Eukaryota; Fungi; Glomeromycota; Glomeromycetes; Entrophosporales; Entrophosporaceae
Source: the annotation of a GenBank genome assembly
AUGUAUUACUAUCAAAUAACAACAAUUAAUGAAAGUUCUUUACUAUUAUUACGUGAUAUUGAAGUACAGCUUGAUAGUGAAGGUUAUUUAACGCCCACGUUAAUGUCAUGUAUUGUUAAUGCAGGGCUUAAUGAUGUUGAACUUCGUAUUUUCUUAAGUCGUCCUUGUCAACUUUAUUUACCAAUCGAAGUGUUAAUUUCUCCUAGUACUAAAAAAAUCAAAAAAAAAUCCCCAACAAGAUCUCAGAAUAGAUUUGUGUUGUAUCGAAAAAAUUAUAGCAAAUCUCUUAAGGAUCAAAAGGACUUCAUAACUGUAUCGAUUGAGGCUGGUGUGGCUUGGAAGAAUGAAUCACCUGAAGUAAGAGAUUAUCCGUCUUCUGCUCCUUACACGAACGGUGAUGCAAAUACAUCGUCUUCCACUUUUUCAGGUGUGUCUUACACAAAAGAUGCUUCGCUUUUUCCUCCAUGUUUAACUCCGCCUAAUGAGUUAUCUCAAGCCACUCAAGUUAAUGAUAUUACUGGAAACGGAACUCCAGCAUCACAAACAAAUUUAUCGGAUGUUUUUAAUCGUAUUAUUAUGAUUGAUGGUUAUAAUGAUGCCCCACAAGAAGUUCAAGAAAUUAGACCAAUUCAACAAGUUUCACAAGAGCAAUUUGAUUCGGACCCUUUCUGGAGUUUAUUGACUUGUUUUGAGGAGACAAGUGAAGAAAUGGAACAGUCACAAAUAAACCAGCAGCAACAGCAACAG